CAGGGGAAGACUCCAGCCUUGUUUAAAUAUUAAACCAGUGCAGUCUUGAAGGAGGCGGGGACACCAGCUUCACCUGCCACUUCACGCUGUACCUUGCACCGUCGCCACAGCCAUGAAGCAAAAGCAAGGACUUGAGGAUACCAAGGAGCUAACCCUGAAAUUUGAAUUCAACCCCAAAGAUGGGAUUGAUAACCCAGCCCUGUCACUGGCAGAGGACUCCGAUACAGAAGGUGCAGAGAAGCCACGGUUCUACCUGCUGACCAAGGGCGAUGGGGAGAGCUUUGGGUUCUGCCUACGUGAGGAGAUGGGGUACAAGGGGCACAUCAUCCGGCAGGUUGUGUGCGGGGGGAUGGCCCAGCGCAGGGGCCUGCAGGAUGGGGACCGGAUCCUGGAGGUGAACGGUGAAUAUGUGGACAACAUGGAGCACUUCAGGGUGGUGCAGAAGAUCAAGGCCAGUGGUAACCAGGUGGCUGUUGCAGUCCUGGAUGGCAAUGCCUACGAAGUCGCAAAAGCCCUCGACAAGAACCUGGCAGAGCUGCUGCCAGGCCACACCAGGCCACGGCUCUGCCACGUCGUGAAGGACAAAAGUGGCUUCGGCUUCAGCGUUUCAGCUCCAGAAGGUGUGAAGGGCACCUUCCGGCUGUCGGUCACGAGCGACGGCCCAGCGGAUAAAGCGGGUGUCCCCUCUGGCUCCUGGCUGCUCGAGCUCAACGGGGCCAGCGUGAGGAACUACACUUACACACGGCUCACCAGGAAGCUCAAGCAGAGUGGCAGCAAAGUGACCCUGCUGGUGAUAGAUGCCAAGUCGGAGGAGUUCUACCGGCUGCAGGGUGUCAGGGUCAUAGCUUCCAUGGCCGAUGCCGCCACGCUGCCCUUCAAGGCCAGGAAGCUGCACAUGGUGAAAGGUCCAGACGGCUACGGGUUCCUGCUGAAGGAAGAGAAGUGCAGUUCAGGGACGAUGGGCCAGUUCCUGAGUGAGGUGGAUACUGGGCUGCCAGCCGACAGGGCGGGGAUGAGGGAUGGAGACCGGCUCCUGGCCGUGAACAGUGAGGGUGUGGAGGGGCUGUGCCACCAGGAGGUGGUGGACAUGAUCCGCGCCGGCGGCAACCAGGUGACGUUGCUGGUCAUCGAUCCAGAUGGAGACAAAUUCUACAGCUCGAUUGGGUUGUCCCCGCUACUGUUCUCUGAAGAUGGGCACCUGUCAUCAGGCACUCACACCAUCCCAGGAUCCCAUCCCAGCAUGCCUCAGGGAAAUGGCGCGCCCGUCGGCACGCCCCGCCUCUGCCACCUUGACAUGGGGCCGGAAGGGUACGGAUUCCAGCUGCAGACUGUCGCCGACAAGCCAGGGAUCUUCAUCACGCAGGUGGCCGCGGGCAGCGGCGGGAAGCGAGCAGGCCUGAAGGAAGGGGACGUGGUGAUUGAGGUCAAUGGGAGGAACGUGGAGCAGGCGAGCUACGAAGAGGUGCUGGGGAGGAUAAAGGAGAGUGGCCAGCAGCUGACGUUGCUGGUGGUGGAGCAGGAGCAGCUGAGGAGCUACGGGGAGAUGGACCUCGCUGUCACGGCUGAUAUGGCAGAGGGCGGCGAUGCUGCUGCCAGGGCCGAGGCCCUGCUGGGUUCUAGGCAGGGGCCACGGUGUGAGGAAUGGAAGGGACUGAGCCAGUCUUUCUAGCCACUCUGUGCUGGACCCGUGGGGCUCAGCGCAAUGCCAGCUCUGGAGCGGCUUCAAACCACAGCCCAGACCAACCCUGGACACGCG
Messenger RNA from Mauremys mutica (yellowpond turtle), 1756 nucleotides. It is a transcript of the gene NHERF4, whose product is annotated as PDZ domain containing 3. NCBI's taxonomy places the organism in Eukaryota, Metazoa, Chordata, Testudines, Geoemydidae. Bases 113 to 1669 code for a protein of 518 amino acids. The transcript is spliced from 11 exons. Gene Ontology annotation, biological process: protein localization to plasma membrane. The record is from RefSeq and is a predicted model, not a curated record. Gene Ontology annotation, molecular function: protein binding; protein-membrane adaptor activity. Gene Ontology annotation, cellular component: apical plasma membrane.